AUGGGUGCUCCGUAUUUUUUUAUCUUGCUUUGCGGCAUCUUUCUAGCCAUUGCCCACGCGUCUCCACUUGAUGGAUUUACUCACUCGAAACGGGCACUUGAUGUCGACACCAAGCUCACACCGCUCAUCGAGUCAUUGAAUCUUGAACGGCCCUCAAAUGACCAUCACAAGCGAAAUGAUGAACCGAUCAUCGAGCUGGAGGACUUCAAGCGUUUCAACGGCGACCAUAAGUCGUUCUACGGCUUUGUCUCAAGGGACAAGAUAGGCCGGGAAAAGACUGGUGACGAGGCCGCGAGACUCGUGAAAGAGUUGGCCUCGCAGGGUUAUAGCUACGCCUUCUGCGACAAUGGCUUGUCCAACCUGGUGGCGGCUCUCUAUAUUCCUGACCUCGGCGUGUUCGUGGGAUCGAUUCCACGAAGCAAAGAUACUGCCCUGAAACUAUACGACAUGGCCAAGAAAUGCCCGGAUUAUUCCAAUCGGAUUCUUCGUAGGCUACUUGGAAAGAAGCCUGAAGACUCGGAUGAACCAGAAGCGCAGCUGCAUGCCGAGGAUAUGGUUAUGACCAACGCCAUCGCGAUGAUGGCCGAAAAUGGCAUGAACCCGGAUGAGGGGUUAAUGCACAAGCGGAUAGCGCAACAUCUUCCCGCGCACCAGCAUGGGAUAGAUCUAUCCACGACAGGUCUGACCACAUCCGCUAUCGCCGAGCAAGGCAUUGCAAAAGUGAUCACAGAACUAGGAUCCCCAGCUUCAUCCUCUUAA
This is a messenger RNA of Penicillium alfredii, 759 nucleotides long. RefSeq lists its product as uncharacterized. NCBI's taxonomy places the organism in Eukaryota, Fungi, Ascomycota, Eurotiomycetes, Eurotiales, Aspergillaceae. The transcript has 3 exons. The record is from RefSeq and is a predicted model, not a curated record. The coding region runs from base 1 to 759 and encodes 252 amino acids.